AUGGCGGCUCCAAUGAGAAAGUCGGUCGAAUUUUUCUUCGAUGUACUUUCCCCAUAUUCCUGGAUAGGAUUCGAGCAAAUAUGCAGGUACAAAAAUAAAUGGAACAUGGAUCUGAAGUUCAAACCAUUCUUUCUUGGAGGUAUAAUGCACCAUUCAGAGAAUACCCCACCUGCGAUGAAUCCUCAUAAGGCAAGGUAUGGAGUCAAAGAUCUGCAUAGAUUAAGAAAUUAUUACAAAAUACCAAUGAAUGAGCCUGCAGAUUUUGUUGAUGUUAUGUUUGUCAAAGGUUCGUUGUCCGCUCAGAGGCUGUUAACAGCUAUCUCAAUGGACCUCAAUAAUGAAGCAGUCGAAGACGUGUCCAGACAGCUGUGGCUCAGAGUUUGGUCUAAGGUAAAGUGA
Saccoglossus kowalevskii is the source of this 399-nucleotide messenger RNA. Its product is annotated as glutathione S-transferase kappa 1-like. The record is from RefSeq and is a predicted model, not a curated record. NCBI's taxonomy places the organism in Eukaryota, Metazoa, Hemichordata, Enteropneusta, Harrimaniidae. Gene Ontology annotation, molecular function: glutathione peroxidase activity; glutathione transferase activity. Gene Ontology annotation, cellular component: mitochondrion; peroxisome. Gene Ontology annotation, biological process: glutathione metabolic process.